CCUGCUCUAUAUCUAUGGGCCCAAGUGGAGCUCACCCAUUAUCCCUGAUUUCCAGGACAACCAGCACUCAGUUCCAUAGGAGCUACAACAAAGACUGGGAACCAUGGGUCUGAAGCUGCUUGAGUCCCAACGUUGUCUCCUGCUGCUGCUAGGACUUGUCCUAACGCCUGCCUCAUGCCAGCGACCAACCCCUUCCCAGUGGUUUAACAUCCAGCAUAUCUAUAACAGCGCCUACCCCCAAUGUAAUGCUGCAAUGCAGGUUGUUAACAGUUAUACAGGAAGAUGUAAGAGCAUAAACACUUUUCUUCAUACAAGUUUUGCUAAUGUUGUUGGUGUGUGUGGCAAUCCAAAUGGCACCUGCAAAGAUGGGAUAAGUACAAAUUGUCAUAAUAGUUCAUCUCAGGUAUCUAUAACUGUCUGUAACCUCACAACUCCGGGAAGGCAUUAUACCCAAUGCAGAUACAAAACAACAGGAUCAGUGAAGUACUACACAGUUGCCUGUAACAACAGAACCCCACAGGACAGCCCCAUCUAUCCAGUGGUUCCGGUUCACUUGGAUAGGACAUUUUAACUCCAGUGCCAGCACUUUGUACCUUCACUCAUCUGCUAAUGCCAAGAUCAUAGCAGUGAAGAAUCAAUUCCUCUCUGGGCUGCAUAUCAGCAUCUGUCCUCAUGAAUCCUGUCCCUGACUCCCUUUAACUUAGCUGAACAGAUCUUUUCCAAUCAAUAAACACCUUUGCAUAUUCAU
Molecule: messenger RNA, 748 nt
Organism: Mastomys coucha (southern multimammate mouse)
Lineage: Eukaryota; Metazoa; Chordata; Mammalia; Rodentia; Muridae
Product: ribonuclease 2B-like
Exons: 2
Coding region: 104-571 (155 amino acids)
Biological process (GO): innate immune response in mucosa; chemotaxis
Molecular function (GO): RNA nuclease activity; nucleic acid binding
Source: RefSeq, a predicted model, not a curated record